Messenger RNA from Prinia subflava (tawny-flanked prinia), 558 nucleotides. RefSeq names its product basic salivary proline-rich protein 2-like. The coding region runs from base 1 to 558 and encodes 185 amino acids. Lineage: Eukaryota; Metazoa; Chordata; Aves; Passeriformes; Cisticolidae. The record is from RefSeq and is a predicted model, not a curated record. The transcript is spliced from 2 exons.
AUGGCGAGCUCAGCUCUUUGCGUCCCCAACAGCGGCGCGCGUCGGGGGCUCCCAUUACUCUUCGUUCAGGCUGGUGCUUCCAGCCCGCUGCCAAAGCCCCCGGGCCGAGCCCGGCAGCCCCCGGGCCGAGCCCGGCAGCCCCCGGGCCGAGCCCGGCAGCCCCCGGGCCGAGCCCGGCAGCCCCCGGGCCGAGCCCGGCAGCCCCCGGGCCGAGCCCGGCAGCCCCCGGGCCGAGCCCGGCAGCCCCCGGGCCGAGCCCGGCAGCCCCCGGGCCGAGCCCGGCAGCCCCCCAGGCCCGCCCGGCCCCGCAGCCCCUCAGGCCCUCAGGCCCGCAGCCCCUCAGGCCCGCAGCCCCUCAGGCCCUCAGCCCCUCCACGCGUACCGCUGAGGGCAGUCCCGCCGCGGGCAGGAGCCGGCAGCUCCCGCGGCGCUGGCUCCGGGUACCUCGCAGCACAGGUCUGGAAGCAGGCGAGUCCCCGCUCGCCCACAGGCGCUGACCGUCCUCCGCUCCCUGCUCUCCCGAAAAUCAACGCACCUGCCCCGGUAGCACGGCUUUAA